Molecule: messenger RNA, 1113 nt
Organism: Nanorana parkeri
Lineage: Eukaryota; Metazoa; Chordata; Amphibia; Anura; Dicroglossidae
Exons: 6
Coding region: 1-1113 (370 amino acids)
Source: RefSeq, a predicted model, not a curated record
AUGUCAUCAAUGCUGCGGAUAGGACCAGUGUACUUCUAUGACCAGCUAAAAACUAGAGCAGUUAAGCGAAGCAAGAAGAUGCCUGAAGAAUUACCUUCUGAUAUGAAGUACUUGAACAUUAAUCCACGGCUUGCCAACUUCAUUAACGGCCUGAACAGGAAUAAAAAGGGGGGUCCUGCUCAAUCAGAGAGGAAGGAAAAUGCACUGCCCAGGGAUGAAAAAAUGCGCAAAGAAAAAUAUACGGUAUUGCCAGAAAUCAGCAGCUCUACUUUACCAAAGAACAGUGUGGAAAGUAGUAACCAGAAGCUCAACCAUGUCAUCACCGAUGAUGAACACUUCAUGAACCCCUUCGAUGAUUAUAAAUAUGUUGCUCCCACACUGUUAUAUGAGCUGGGGAAACUACUUCAUUUUUUCUCUCAGUAUGAGAUAAUUUUUCCUCAGGGUGUGGUGAAUGUGCUCAACUAUAGCUGGCAGGAGCUCAUCGAGGGUGCGGUAUAUACAAAGACAUGUUGUCAGUCCUCCAAGAAGAUGACGGCAGAUACAAGUCUGGCCUCCGAGGAGAGUGACAAAGCACCAGGAGCCAGCACCGCACCUCCUGAGACUGUAGACAAUGUAAAGAAUAUUAAAAACAAAGCUAAUGCCUACCUUCUGGAGCACAGCAAGGAGAAAACAGGCCAAGAAUUUGCACAGUCCAAGCCUACGGGAAACAGAUCUCCUCAGAGCUUUGCAGCACGAGUACCAGUCACCAUCAGUUUCUCUAUGUCUUCAAGAGUAUGUGAAGAUAAAGGAUGGAUUUCUGAAACAAAGGAUUCUAAAUCUGAAGAAAUGGAGUGGAGAGGUUUAAUUGGCUGGGCACUAGAGAGACUGCAGCUUGCACAGAUCCAAAUAAACAAACAGUUAUCAGAUUUAAAUGAAAAAGGCUUCAACAAGCCAGUUAUCCUCAGACACUAUGAUGGUACUAAAAAGGAUCCUAUAUUAAAACAAAAGAAGAGCACUAAACCUCCUGUAUUUGUAUUGAUGAAUGGAAAGCCAAAAAUCCCAGAGAUCAAGCGGGAAAAUCCAUCUCUGCAGAAACUCCAUUAUGCUCUGACAGAUGGCUCCUCAAUGGUUUAG